CAACGUCGCUGGCGACGAGGAGGACGUUACAGAGGAGGAGAACGAGAGCGAUGAGAAGAAGGUUAUCUAUGGCGAUGAAAGUUUGGUAAAGGCAAACGACCGCGUCCGACUGAGAAGUGGGAUGGGUGACGGAAGUCGGGCGUCGGGCGGGAAGCCGGGACAAAACGAGGAUUUGUUGAGUCUGAGACCUCCACCGAUCGUGCAAAAGACGACGCGAUCUAGAGGCAAAUCGGCAAACGGGCCGAGCGGUGACACGAACAUUGGGGGCUCGGCCGGGGAUGAAGAUUUUGAGAAACUGAAAGAGCUCAGCUCAAAGCUGCAAGAUAGUGAUGACGUUACCGACAAGCCGUCAGCGGAGG
This is a messenger RNA of Lymnaea stagnalis (great pond snail), 359 nucleotides long. The record is from the annotation of a GenBank genome assembly. NCBI's taxonomy places the organism in Eukaryota, Metazoa, Mollusca, Gastropoda, Lymnaeidae.